CUGUCAAUGUCAACUGAAAAAUCAAAAUAUUACAAAUAUUUAAACGUUUCCAUGCUAAAAAAUAUUUAAAAACCCUAUUUAAAUUUGAAAACAUGUCGAUUUCUUACAGCGGAACCUUUACUAGGUCUGCCGGUAUUAUAAGUGCUUUAUACAAGCAGCUGAAGCAAGUCAAUUUAAAACCAGUGAAAAAAAUUCAAGUUCAAUUUGAUCCUUUCCAUCCUCAAGCAGUUACAGCCAGGGAGUUUCUUUACCAUAUUAACACGCCGUACGUACAAGACACCAACUUAAAUUGCCUUAUUAAGGCCAAUGUAGUUUGUGACCGGAGUGAACCUGAGAUCAAGAUUGAUUUGUUGGAUUCAGGGACCAUUAAAAUCUUAGCAAAUAACUUGACAGUACUAGAGAUAUUACAACAAAUAAAUAAGCACAUCAGUUCAAAAGUGAAAGUUGAAGAGGUUCAAGUACUGCAAACUAAAUCAGCGAAGAGUAGCGCGGGAGGCAAAAAGACGAGACGAUAAAAUGGUAAAAAAGUCGGGAGAAGCUAGAGUAGAGAUUGUACAUUCAAUUUAUGAGCAGAUACCGGCCUUUACAGAUAUAUUUGAUGAGGAGACAUUUUAUAUUUUUGUGGCUUGUUUUGUUUGCUCAACAAUUGUGGUGGUCUUUAUUCUGUCAAGAUUCAUAACCAUUAAAGCUGUAGAAUAAUAUUUGUUAAGUUUAAUAUAAAAUGUAAAGUCAA
Messenger RNA from Anthonomus grandis grandis, 733 nucleotides. It is a transcript of the gene mRpL53, whose product is annotated as 39S ribosomal protein L53, mitochondrial. Bases 93 to 515 code for a protein of 140 amino acids. The transcript is spliced from 3 exons. Gene Ontology annotation, cellular component: mitochondrial large ribosomal subunit. Lineage: Eukaryota; Metazoa; Arthropoda; Insecta; Coleoptera; Curculionidae. The record is from RefSeq and is a predicted model, not a curated record.